Molecule: messenger RNA, 2234 nt
Organism: Pan troglodytes (chimpanzee)
Lineage: Eukaryota; Metazoa; Chordata; Mammalia; Primates; Hominidae
Product: fatty acid-binding protein 5-like
Exons: 1
Coding region: 1649-2143 (164 amino acids)
Molecular function (GO): lipid binding
Source: RefSeq, a predicted model, not a curated record
GGGGAUGGAGUUGAAGUCAGGUGAGGGUGAGGAGAAUAGCACCAUUGCCCUGACCCCUGGCUUUUGGGUUAUUGUGCUGCAAGCAUCAGGUGACUGAAAAAGCAAACAUGAAAGUACAGAUUCAGAGAGGGGAAGUGACUCGACCCAGGCACCCUGCACAGGAACAUGUGUCAUCAUGGUUUCAGCUCCGGAUGGUGCGAUCACAGUGUGUUCUCAGGCCCUUGUUAGGAUUCUUAGCACAAUAGUUGUUUCUGCUUGGUGGGUUUGUUGAUUGAGAGGGCCUCAGAAGCAUUUAUAUUCACAGUAUCCCACGUGCCUUACUAACUCAACUUUAUAUUACAUAGACAGCUACUUUAAAAUUGUCUUGGUACAUGUAUUUUGAAAUUUAUAUGAACAGCUUUAUUUACAUUAUCCAUUAUACUCUAUUAAAGAAUAUAUGUAUAUUUUAAUUAUACUUUAUUAUACUCAUUCAACUUUCAUUGUUUUCUCCAACCUUUUUUACCACCUCAGUGGAAAUGGAAAUGAGAGUACCUGUUAUAGCCUGAAAAGCAGAGGAAAAAAAGUGUAACUCUUUUUAAGGUUUUUCGUCAUGUUUAACUCAUGUGUUAUUCCCAGAUUUUUCUCCGAUGUUCAUACUGUCUCUUGAAACCAGUCUUCCUUUUUUUCAGCACUAUUGUGGCCUGUGUAUAAUUGGUACUUGUCUUUCAGAUUUGUAUUCUGUAAACAGGCUUUGACAGGGCAAAUUUAAACUGUUGUAAAGAUUGCCUAUUCAUUUCUAAUACAUGUUUUGUGGUAGAAUUGAAUUGCUAAUUGUGUGAAGGGUUUUUGAAAAUGAGGGACAAACAAAAUGAGAACUUAUGAAUAGUAGCAAAAAUAGUAGUAAAAAAAAUAUACAAGAGGAAUAAGACCACCGUGCUUUCUUUUUUCACUUCUGAACUAGUCAAUAGCUUUGUAUUCUGGUGAUAAUUAACAAGGUUUCUAUACAUACACAAAAAUGAGGGGUAGUGAGAUAUAGAUGAUGAUAUAGAGAAUGAAGAUGGGAAAAAAUCCUCUUGGUAUUAAUACAUAUGGUAUAGGUACAGAGUGUUCCUUUAUGUAUAUGAUUUGAAAAGGGUGAGGGAGCUCCAAAAUAAGAUAAGGAAGUUGGUAGACUACAUGUUUUGUUAAUUCUUAUGUCAGAGUGCCUUCUCCUGGUGUGGAUGCAUUUCUAAGAUGAAUAGUUAAUUUGUUCUUGUUUCUUUUUCAAAGUCUCUUUGAGCAAAUGACAAAUUGAGAUGUCCUGGCUUUAAGGAGAGACCAUUGACAUUUGCCUAAUGCCUUCUCUUGUCUUAGGCUUUGCCUUGUAUUAAAGAAGUAUAUGACUGGAUGUGACUAAAAUGGUCUGGGAGGAGGGUUAGUAUUCUGUUUUCUAAAAUGGAUUCUGGGAUUGUUAUGUGCAAUUGGUGCUUUAGGAUGGGAGAAAAUCACCUAAGUGUAACUUCAGAGUGUGAGAAAGUGUGACCUGUCAACUGUUUUGGUUGGGUUUUCUGAUGUUGGAGUGGUUUGUUUCUUAAAUUUUGCUCUCAGGUUUGGGGUGGUAGUGAAGUUACUCUGAAAAUUCAUAAUUUUUCUAUAAUUAGUAACAGCAUCCCAGGAGUUUCAGAGGGAAAUGCCUUUAAAAAAAAAAAGAGAUGUGACAGCACGCUGCCAUGCCGACGCAGACCCCGCUCUGCACGCCAGCUCGCCCGCACCCCCCAUGGCCACAGUUAAGCAGCUGGAAGGAAGAUGGCGCCUGGUGGACAGCAGAGGCUUUGAUGAAUAUGUGAAGGAGCUAGGAAUGGGAAUAGCUUUGCGAAAAAUGGACACAAUAGCCAAGCCAGAUUGUAUCAUCACUUGUGAUGGCAAAAACCUCACCAUAAAAACCGAGAGCACUUUGAAAACAACACAGUUUUCUUGUACCCUGGCAGAGAAGUUUGAAGAAACCACAGCUGAUGGCAGAAAAACUCAGACUGUGUGCAGCUUUACAGAUGGUGCAUUGGUUCAGCGUCAGGAGUGGGAUGGGAAGGAAAACACAAUAAGAAGAAAAUUGAAAGAUGGGAAAUUAGUGGUGGACUGUGUCAUGAACAGUGUCACCUGUACUUGGAUCUAUGAAAAAGUAGAAUAAAAAUUCCAUCAUCACUUUGGACAGGAGUUAACUAAGAGAAUGACCAAGCUCAGUUCAAUGAGCAAAUCUCCAUACCGUUUCUUUUUUUUUU